This is a messenger RNA of Acanthochromis polyacanthus (spiny chromis), 850 nucleotides long. RefSeq names its product mitochondrial ribosomal protein L51 (gene mrpl51). NCBI's taxonomy places the organism in Eukaryota, Metazoa, Chordata, Actinopteri, Pomacentridae. The coding region runs from base 183 to 578 and encodes 131 amino acids. The record is from RefSeq and is a predicted model, not a curated record. The transcript has 4 exons. Gene Ontology annotation, biological process: translation. Gene Ontology annotation, cellular component: mitochondrial large ribosomal subunit. Gene Ontology annotation, molecular function: structural constituent of ribosome.
UAGCGGCGGCGGAUGCGCGAUGCAUUCUGGGAUCCGGAGGCAGACUGCGGUCACAACAUCGUGUCGGAACCUCAGAGACGUUUAAUGUUUGAAAUGUUCCGCUGAGGUUCGGUUCAUUCACAACAGAAUCAUCAGAACUGAAGCAGGAUUCAACCGCUGGACGUUCAGAAGGAAACAGCAACAUGUCGGUUCUGGCGGUUCUGCUCAGAGCUGGAUCCACCUUCUGUCAGUCUGCUGGGAACCUGCUGCUCCCGGUCAGAACCGUCUCCACCAGUGCCUGCUGCAGGAUCCGGAUGCACGCCAUCCCUCAGCUGAAGACCGUGGACCGGUGGACGGAGAAGAGAAGCAUGUUUGGAGUUUAUGACAAUAUCGGCAUCCUGGGGGAUUUUAAAGCUCAUCCUAAAGACCUGAUCAUCGGCCCCUGCUGGCUGAAGGGCUUCAAAGGAAACGAGCUGCAGCGUUUAAUCAGGAAGAAGAAGAUGGUUGGAGACAGAAUGCUGACUGAGGACAAACACAACCUGGAGAAGAGAAUCAAAUUCCUCUACAGACGCUUCAACCGGACCGGAAAACAUCGUUAACAGACGAGAAGCACGUCAGGAGAACCGAGGACCGGACUGAUGGUGUCACUCUCUGUUUUUCUAAGUUAACUAGAUUUAUGUACUUUAUUGUUGUUGAACUCAUUAACAGAAGCAAAAUACAUGACAUAAAACCCUGAAACGAGCCUUUUUGCUUGUUCUUCUACCCAACAAAAACAGUGGUUCUGUUCAAGGACUUCAGACUUAGUCAGUGUUAAAGCUGCAGCUAUUAACCUUUAAUCAUUUUUGGAAUAAAAACAGACAAAAUUCUGUGA